Messenger RNA from Miscanthus lutarioriparius, 798 nucleotides. The record is from the annotation of a GenBank genome assembly. NCBI's taxonomy places the organism in Eukaryota, Viridiplantae, Streptophyta, Magnoliopsida, Poales, Poaceae.
AUGAAACCUGAAGACGUUAGAUUGGCUUCUGCUUGGCUGCGUAACUCAAAGGACCCAGUUGAUGGAACCGAUAGGAAGGCAGAUCAAUAUUGGGCGGAUGUUACUGAAGAAUACAAUAAAAACACAGAGGUUUGCCGUAGGAGAAACCGGAAUCAACUGAAGAUCCGCUGGGACCGUGUUAAGAAACCAGUAAUGGAUUUCCAUGGUUGCUGGAAUAGAACCACCAAAGUCUACAAAAGUGGUGUGAGCGAUGAUCAAUUGAUGGAAAUUGCUGAGAAGAUGUAUGCUGGUGAACAUAAUGAUAAAGAUUUUACACUGAAGCACUUUUGGAAGGUUGUGCGGAAUGAAAGGAAGUGGUCUGCAUAUGUGAAAAAGGAACAAGAAAAAGAGAAGAACAAGAGUGCAGCUGAUUCGUCGUCUGAAGUGGUGAAUUUGGAAGAUAAUCCUAAGAUUCGUCCUAUUGGACAUAAGAAGGCUAAGGCUGAGCUCUAUGGGAAAAAGAAGACACCUAAAGCUUUUUCUGCUAUUAGUGACAAGCUAGACAAGUUCAUUGAAGUAAGCACAUUGGCUAGAAAGGACCGUGAGAAGAUGGCGGAGACGCAGCAAAUUAUGGCAAAAAGUAAGGUAGAAGCUGCUAGGUUGACUGAUAAGGCAGCAGAGAAGCAACUCAAGUGUAAAAUGCUAGACACUUACAGAGAGCUUCUGUUACCACCGACAACUGAUAUGAAUGCUCAUGCUUUGGCUGAGAGGGAGAAAGCGGAGAGUAUGAGGUUGGCCUUAUUUGGUACAGAUAAUUAA